Homo sapiens (human) is the source of this 12834-nucleotide messenger RNA. RefSeq names its product Fc gamma binding protein (gene FCGBP). The record is from RefSeq and is marked validated. NCBI's taxonomy places the organism in Eukaryota, Metazoa, Chordata, Mammalia, Primates, Hominidae. Gene Ontology annotation, cellular component: Golgi lumen; extracellular region.
UUUUCCUACUGCAGCCAUGGGUGCCCUAUGGAGCUGGUGGAUACUCUGGGCUGGAGCAACCCUCCUGUGGGGAUUGACCCAGGAGGCUUCAGUGGACCUCAAGAACACUGGCAGAGAGGAAUUCCUCACAGCCUUCCUGCAGAACUAUCAGCUGGCCUACAGCAAGGCCUACCCCCGCCUCCUUAUCUCCAGUCUGUCAGAGAGCCCCGCUUCAGUCUCCAUCCUCAGCCAGGCAGACAACACCUCAAAGAAGGUCACAGUGAGGCCCGGGGAGUCGGUCAUGGUCAACAUCAGUGCCAAGGCUGAGAUGAUAGGCAGCAAGAUCUUCCAGCAUGCGGUGGUGAUCCAUUCUGACUAUGCCAUCUCUGUGCAGGCACUAAAUGCCAAGCCUGACACAGCGGAGCUGACACUGCUGCGGCCCAUCCAGGCCCUAGGCACCGAGUAUUUUGUGCUCACACCCCCCGGCACCUCAGCCAGGAAUGUCAAGGAGUUUGCCGUGGUGGCCGGUGCCGCAGGUGCCUCGGUCAGUGUCACGCUGAAGGGGUCAGUGACAUUCAAUGGCAAGUUCUAUCCAGCAGGCGAUGUCCUAAGAGUGACUCUACAGCCCUACAAUGUGGCCCAGCUACAGAGCUCAGUGGAUCUCUCGGGGUCAAAGGUCACAGCUAGUAGCCCCGUGGCUGUCCUCUCUGGCCACAGCUGUGCGCAGAAACAUACGACCUGCAACCAUGUGGUUGAGCAGCUGCUACCCACGUCUGCCUGGGGCACCCACUAUGUAGUACCCACGCUGGCCUCCCAAUCUCGCUAUGAUUUGGCCUUCGUUGUGGCCAGCCAGGCCACAAAGCUGACCUACAACCAUGGGGGUAUCACUGGCUCCCGUGGGCUCCAGGCAGGUGAUGUGGUAGAGUUUGAGGUCCGGCCAUCCUGGCCACUCUACCUGUCUGCAAAUGUGGGCAUCCAGGUCCUGUUGUUUGGCACAGGUGCCAUAAGGAAUGAAGUGACUUAUGACCCCUACCUGGUCCUGAUCCCAGAUGUGGCGGCCUACUGCCCAGCCUAUGUGGUCAAGAGUGUACCAGGCUGUGAGGGCGUGGCCCUGGUAGUGGCACAGACGAAGGCUAUCAGCGGGCUGACCAUAGAUGGGCAUGCAGUGGGGGCCAAGCUCACCUGGGAGGCUGUGCCAGGCAGUGAGUUCUCGUAUGCUGAAGUGGAGCUCGGCACAGCUGACAUGAUCCACACGGCCGAGGCCACCACCAACUUGGGACUGCUCACCUUCGGGCUGGCCAAGGCUAUAGGCUACGCAACAGCUGCUGAUUGCGGCCGGACUGUACUGUCCCCAGUGGAGCCCUCCUGCGAAGGCAUGCAGUGCGCAGCCGGGCAGCGCUGCCAGGUGGUAGGCGGGAAGGCCGGGUGUGUGGCGGAGUCCACCGCUGUCUGCCGCGCCCAGGGCGACCCCCAUUACACCACCUUCGACGGCCGUCGCUACGACAUGAUGGGCACCUGUUCGUACACGAUGGUGGAGCUGUGCAGCGAGGACGACACCCUGCCCGCCUUCAGCGUGGAGGCCAAGAACGAGCACCGGGGCAGCCGCCGCGUCUCCUACGUGGGCCUCGUCACUGUGCGCGCCUACAGCCACUCUGUGUCGCUGACCCGCGGUGAAGUUGGCUUCGUCCUGGUUGACAACCAGCGCUCGCGCCUGCCAGUCUCCCUGAGUGAGGGUCGCCUGCGUGUGUACCAGAGCGGACCACGGGCCGUGGUGGAGCUGGUCUUUGGGCUGGUGGUCACUUAUGACUGGGACUGCCAGCUGGCACUCAGCCUGCCUGCACGCUUCCAAGACCAGGUGUGCGGGCUGUGUGGCAACUAUAAUGGUGACCCAGCAGACGACUUCCUCACGCCUGACGGGGCUCUGGCUCCUGACGCUGUGGAGUUCGCAAGUAGCUGGAAGCUGGAUGAUGGGGACUACCUGUGUGAGGAUGGCUGCCAGAACAACUGUCCCGCCUGCACCCCAGGCCAGGCCCAACACUAUGAGGGCGACCGACUCUGUGGCAUGCUGACCAAGCUCGAUGGCCCCUUCGCUGUCUGCCAUGACACCCUGGACCCCAGGCCCUUCCUGGAGCAGUGUGUAUAUGACCUGUGUGUGGUCGGUGGGGAGCGGCUCAGCCUGUGCCGUGGCCUCAGCGCCUAUGCCCAGGCCUGUCUGGAGCUUGGCAUCUCGGUUGGGGACUGGAGAUCACCAGCCAACUGCCCCCUGUCCUGCCCUGCCAACAGCCGCUAUGAGCUCUGCGGCCCUGCUUGCCCGACCUCCUGCAACGGGGCUGCGGCGCCGUCCAACUGCUCCGGGCGCCCCUGCGUGGAGGGCUGCGUGUGCCUCCCAGGCUUCGUGGCCAGCGGCGGCGCCUGCGUGCCGGCCUCGUCGUGUGGCUGCACCUUCCAGGGUCUCCAGCUCGCUCCGGGCCAGGAAGUGUGGGCGGACGAGUUGUGCCAAAGGCGCUGCACCUGCAACGGCGCCACCCAUCAGGUCACCUGCCGCGACAAGCAGAGCUGCCCGGCGGGUGAGCGCUGCAGCGUCCAGAACGGCCUCCUGGGCUGCUACCCCGAUCGCUUCGGGACCUGCCAGGGGUCCGGGGACCCACACUAUGUGAGCUUCGACGGCCGGCGCUUCGACUUCAUGGGCACCUGCACGUACCUGCUGGUCGGCUCAUGCGGCCAGAACGCAGCGCUGCCUGCCUUCCGGGUGCUGGUGGAAAACGAGCAUCGGGGCAGCCAGACUGUGAGCUACACGCGCGCCGUGCGGGUGGAGGCCCGCGGGGUGAAGGUGGCCGUGCGCCGGGAGUACCCCGGGCAAGUGCUGGUGGAUGACGUCCUUCAGUAUCUGCCCUUCCAAGCAGCAGAUGGGCAGGUGCAGGUGUUCCGACAGGGCAGGGAUGCCGUCGUGCGCACGGACUUUGGCCUGACUGUCACUUAUGACUGGAAUGCACGAGUGACUGCCAAGGUGCCCAGCAGCUAUGCUGAGGCCCUGUGUGGACUCUGUGGGAACUUCAACGGGGACCCAGCUGAUGACCUGGCUCUGCGGGGUGGGGGUCAAGCUGCCAAUGCACUGGCCUUUGGGAACAGCUGGCAAGAAGAGACGAGGCCCGGCUGUGGAGCAACUGAACCGGGUGACUGUCCCAAGCUGGACUCCCUGGUGGCCCAGCAGCUGCAGAGCAAGAAUGAGUGUGGAAUCCUUGCCGACCCCAAGGGGCCCUUCCGGGAGUGCCAUAGCAAGCUGGACCCCCAGGGUGCCGUGCGCGACUGUGUCUAUGACCGCUGCCUGCUGCCAGGCCAGUCUGGGCCACUGUGUGACGCACUGGCCACCUAUGCUGCUGCAUGCCAGGCUGCUGGAGCCACAGUGCACCCCUGGAGGAGUGAAGAACUUUGCCCCAGGCUGGAGGAUCUCUGCCAGCUCUCGGGAGGCCUGGUCUCGCUCCUGUGCCCACCCCACAGCCACUAUGAGGCGUGUUCCUACGGUGCCCGCUGUCCUGUGGAGACCUCCCAGUGCGAGGGCUGUGAGUCGGCCUGCCGUGAAGGCUGUGUCUGCGAUGCUGGCUUCGUGCUCAGUGGUGACACGUGUGUACCUGUGGGCCAGUGUGGCUGCCUCCACGAUGACCGCUACUACCCACUGGGCCAGACCUUCUACCCUGGCCCUGGGUGUGAUUCCCUUUGCCGCUGCCGGGAGGGCGGUGAGGUGUCCUGUGAGCCCUCCAGCUGCGGCCCGCAUGAGACCUGCCGGCCAUCCGGUGGCAGCUUGGGCUGCGUGGCCGUGGGCUCUACCACCUGCCAGGCGUCGGGAGAUCCCCACUACACCACCUUCGAUGGCCACCGCUUCGACUUCAUGGGCACCUGCGUGUAUGUGCUGGCUCAGACCUGCGGCACCCGGCCUGGCCUGCAUCGGUUUGCCGUCCUGCAGGAGAACGUGGCCUGGGGUAAUGGGCGAGUCAGUGUGACCAGGGUGAUCACGGUCCAGGUGGCAAACUUCACCCUGCGGCUGGAGCAGAGACAGUGGAAGGUCACGGUGAACGGUGUGGACAUGAAGCUGCCCGUGGUGCUGGCCAACGGCCAGAUCCGUGCCUCCCAGCAUGGUUCAGAUGUUGUGAUUGAGACCGACUUCGGCCUGCGUGUGGCCUACGACCUUGUGUACUAUGUGCGGGUCACCGUCCCUGGAAACUACUACCAGCUGAUGUGUGGCCUGUGUGGGAACUACAAUGGCGACCCCAAGGAUGACUUCCAGAAGCCCAAUGGCUCGCAGGCAGGCAACGCCAAUGAGUUCGGCAACUCCUGGGAGGAGGUGGUGUCCGACUCUCCCUGCCUGCCGCCGCCCACCUGCCCGCCGGGGAGCGAGGGCUGUAUCCCCAGCGAGGAGUGUCCUCCCGAGCUGGAGAAGAAGUAUCAGAAGGAGGAGUUCUGUGGGCUCCUCUCCAGCCCCACAGGGCCACUGUCCUCCUGCCACAAGCUGGUGGAUCCCCAGGGUCCCUUGAAAGAUUGCAUCUUUGAUCUCUGCCUGGGUGGUGGGAACCUGAGCAUUCUCUGCAGCAACAUCCAUGCCUACGUGAGUGCUUGCCAGGUGGCUGGAGGCCACGUGGAGCCCUGGAGGAAUGAAACUUUCUGUCCCAUGGAAUGCCCUCAGAACAGUCACUACGAGCUCUGUGCGGACACCUGCUCCCUGGGCUGCUCGGCUCUCAGUGCCCCUCUGCAGUGCCCAGAUGGGUGUGCUGAGGGCUGCCAGUGUGACUCCGGCUUCCUCUACAACGGCCAAGCCUGCGUGCCCAUCCAGCAAUGUGGCUGCUACCACAAUGGUGCCUACUAUGAGCCGGAGCAGACAGUCCUCAUUGACAACUGUCGGCAGCAGUGCACGUGCCAUGCGGGUAAAGUCGUGGUGUGCCAGGAACACAGCUGCAAGCCGGGGCAGGUGUGCCAGCCCUCCGGAGGCAUCCUGAGCUGCGUCACCAAAGACCCGUGCCACGGCGUGACAUGCCGGCCACAGGAGACAUGCAAGGAGCAGGGUGGCCAGGGCGUGUGCCUGCCCAACUAUGAGGCCACGUGCUGGCUGUGGGGCGACCCACACUACCACUCCUUCGAUGGCCGGAAGUUUGACUUCCAGGGCACCUGUAACUAUGUGCUGGCAACAACUGGCUGCCCGGGGGUCAGCACCCAGGGCCUGACACCCUUCACCGUCACCACCAAGAACCAGAACCGGGGCAACCCUGCUGUGUCCUACGUGAGAGUCGUCACCGUGGCUGCCCUCGGCACCAACAUCUCCAUCCACAAGGACGAGAUCGGCAAAGUCCGGGUGAACGGUGUGCUCACAGCCUUGCCUGUCUCUGUGGCCGACGGGCGGAUUUCAGUGACCCAGGGUGCAUCGAAGGCACUGCUGGUGGCUGACUUUGGACUGCAAGUCAGCUAUGACUGGAACUGGCGGGUAGACGUGACGCUGCCCAGCAGCUAUCAUGGCGCAGUGUGCGGGCUCUGCGGUAACAUGGACCGCAACCCCAACAAUGACCAGGUCUUCCCUAAUGGCACACUGGCUCCCUCCAUACCCAUCUGGGGCGGCAGCUGGCGAGCCCCAGGCUGGGACCCACUGUGUUGGGACGAAUGUCGGGGGUCCUGCCCAACGUGCCCUGAGGACCGGUUGGAGCAGUACGAGGGCCCUGGCUUCUGCGGACCCCUGGCCCCCGGCACAGGGGGCCCUUUCACCACCUGCCAUGCUCAUGUGCCACCUGAGAGCUUCUUCAAGGGCUGUGUUCUGGACGUCUGCAUGGGUGGUGGGGACCGUGACAUUCUUUGCAAGGCUCUGGCUUCCUAUGUGGCCGCCUGCCAGGCUGCUGGGGUUGUCAUCGAAGACUGGCGGGCACAGGUUGGCUGUGAGAUCACCUGCCCAGAAAACAGCCACUAUGAGGUCUGUGGCCCACCCUGCCCGGCCAGCUGUCCGUCCCCUGCACCCCUUACGACGCCAGCCGUAUGUGAGGGCCCCUGUGUGGAGGGCUGCCAGUGCGACGCGGGUUUCGUGUUAAGUGCUGACCGCUGUGUUCCCCUCAACAACGGCUGCGGCUGCUGGGCCAAUGGCACCUACCACGAGGCGGGCAGUGAGUUUUGGGCUGAUGGCACCUGCUCCCAGUGGUGUCGCUGCGGGCCUGGGGGUGGCUCGCUGGUCUGCACACCUGCCAGCUGUGGGCUGGGUGAAGUGUGUGGCCUCCUGCCAUCCGGCCAGCACGGCUGCCAGCCCGUCAGCACAGCUGAGUGCCAGGCGUGGGGUGACCCCCAUUACGUCACUCUGGAUGGGCACCGAUUCGAUUUCCAAGGCACCUGCGAGUACCUGCUGAGUGCACCCUGCCACGGACCACCCUUGGGGGCUGAGAACUUCACUGUCACUGUAGCCAAUGAGCACCGGGGCAGCCAGGCUGUCAGCUACACCCGCAGUGUCACCCUGCAAAUCUACAACCACAGCCUGACACUGAGUGCCCGCUGGCCCCGGAAGCUACAGGUGGACGGCGUGUUCGUCACUCUGCCCUUCCAGCUGGACUCGCUCCUGCACGCACACCUGAGCGGCGCCGACGUGGUGGUGACCACAACCUCAGGGCUCUCGCUGGCUUUCGAUGGGGACAGCUUCGUGCGCCUGCGCGUGCCGGCGGCGUACGCGGGCUCUCUCUGUGGCUUAUGCGGGAACUACAACCAGGACCCCGCAGACGACCUGAAGGCGGUGGGCGGGAAGCCCGCCGGAUGGCAGGUGGGCGGCGCCCAGGGCUGCGGGGAAUGUGUGUCCAAGCCAUGCCCGUCGCCGUGCACCCCAGAGCAGCAAGAGUCCUUCGGCGGCCCGGACGCCUGCGGCGUGAUCUCCGCCACCGACGGCCCGCUGGCGCCCUGCCACGGCCUUGUGCCGCCCGCGCAGUACUUCCAGGGCUGCUUGCUGGACGCCUGCCAAGUUCAGGGCCAUCCUGGAGGCCUCUGUCCUGCAGUGGCCACCUACGUGGCAGCCUGUCAGGCCGCUGGGGCCCAGCUCCGCGAGUGGAGGCGGCCGGACUUCUGUCCCUUCCAGUGCCCUGCCCACAGCCACUACGAGCUCUGCGGUGACUCCUGUCCUGGGAGCUGCCCGAGCCUGUCGGCACCCGAGGGCUGUGAGUCGGCCUGCCGUGAAGGCUGUGUCUGCGAUGCUGGCUUCGUGCUCAGUGGUGACACGUGUGUACCUGUGGGCCAGUGUGGCUGCCUCCACGAUGACCGCUACUACCCACUGGGCCAGACCUUCUACCCUGGCCCUGGGUGUGAUUCCCUUUGCCGCUGCCGGGAGGGCGGUGAGGUGUCCUGUGAGCCCUCCAGCUGCGGCCCGCAUGAGACCUGCCGGCCAUCCGGUGGCAGCUUGGGCUGCGUGGCCGUGGGCUCUACCACCUGCCAGGCGUCGGGAGAUCCCCACUACACCACCUUCGAUGGCCACCGCUUCGACUUCAUGGGCACCUGCGUGUAUGUGCUGGCUCAGACCUGCGGCACCCGGCCUGGCCUGCAUCGGUUUGCCGUCCUGCAGGAGAACGUGGCCUGGGGUAAUGGGCGAGUCAGUGUGACCAGGGUGAUCACGGUCCAGGUGGCAAACUUCACCCUGCGGCUGGAGCAGAGACAGUGGAAGGUCACGGUGAACGGUGUGGACAUGAAGCUGCCCGUGGUGCUGGCCAACGGCCAGAUCCGUGCCUCCCAGCAUGGUUCAGAUGUUGUGAUUGAGACCGACUUCGGCCUGCGUGUGGCCUACGACCUUGUGUACUAUGUGCGGGUCACCGUCCCUGGAAACUACUACCAGCUGAUGUGUGGCCUGUGUGGGAACUACAACGGCGACCCCAAGGAUGACUUCCAGAAGCCCAAUGGCUCGCAGGCAGGCAACGCCAAUGAGUUCGGCAACUCCUGGGAGGAGGUGGUGCCCGACUCUCCCUGCCUGCCGCCGCCCACCUGCCCGCCGGGGAGCGCGGGCUGUAUCCCCAGCGACAAGUGUCCUCCCGAGCUGGAGAAGAAGUAUCAGAAGGAGGAGUUCUGUGGGCUCCUCUCCAGCCCCACAGGGCCACUGUCCUCCUGCCACAAGCUGGUGGAUCCCCAGGGUCCCUUGAAAGAUUGCAUCUUUGAUCUCUGCCUGGGUGGUGGGAACCUGAGCAUUCUCUGCAGCAACAUCCAUGCCUACGUGAGUGCUUGCCAGGCGGCUGGAGGCCACGUGGAGCCCUGGAGGAAUGAAACUUUCUGUCCCAUGGAAUGCCCUCAGAACAGUCACUACGAGCUCUGUGCGGACACCUGCUCCCUGGGCUGCUCGGCUCUCAGUGCCCCUCUGCAGUGCCCAGAUGGGUGUGCUGAGGGCUGCCAGUGUGACUCCGGCUUCCUCUACAACGGCCAAGCCUGCGUGCCCAUCCAGCAAUGUGGCUGCUACCACAAUGGUGUCUACUAUGAGCCGGAGCAGACAGUCCUCAUUGACAACUGUCGGCAGCAGUGCACGUGCCAUGUGGGUAAAGUCGUGGUGUGCCAGGAACACAGCUGCAAGCCGGGGCAGGUGUGCCAGCCCUCCGGAGGCAUCCUGAGCUGCGUCACCAAAGACCCGUGCCACGGCGUGACAUGCCGGCCACAGGAGACAUGCAAGGAGCAGGGUGGCCAGGGCGUGUGCCUGCCCAACUAUGAGGCCACGUGCUGGCUGUGGGGCGACCCACACUACCACUCCUUCGAUGGCCGGAAGUUUGACUUCCAGGGCACCUGUAACUAUGUGCUGGCAACAACUGGCUGCCCGGGGGUCAGCACCCAGGGCCUGACACCCUUCACCGUCACCACCAAGAACCAGAACCGGGGCAACCCUGCUGUGUCCUACGUGAGAGUCGUCACCGUGGCUGCCCUCGGCACCAACAUCUCCAUCCACAAGGACGAGAUCGGCAAAGUCCGGGUGAACGGUGUGCUCACAGCCUUGCCUGUCUCCGUGGCCGACGGGCGGAUUUCAGUGGCCCAGGGUGCAUCGAAGGCACUGCUGGUGGCUGACUUUGGACUGCAAGUCAGCUAUGACUGGAACUGGCGGGUAGACGUGACGCUCCCCAGCAGCUAUCAUGGCGCAGUGUGCGGGCUCUGCGGUAACAUGGACCGCAACCCCAACAAUGACCAGGUCUUCCCUAAUGGCACACUGGCUCCCUCCAUACCCAUCUGGGGCGGCAGCUGGCGAGCCCCAGGCUGGGACCCACUGUGUUGGGACGAAUGUCGGGGGUCCUGCCCAACGUGCCCUGAGGACCGGUUGGAGCAGUACGAGGGCCCUGGCUUCUGCGGACCCCUUUCAUCUGGCACAGGGGGCCCCUUCACCACCUGCCAUGCUCAUGUGCCACCUGAGAGCUUCUUCAAGGGCUGUGUUCUGGACGUCUGCAUGGGUGGUGGGGACCGUGACAUUCUUUGCAAGGCUCUGGCUUCCUACGUGGCCGCCUGCCAGGCCGCUGGGGUUGUCAUCGAAGACUGGCGGGCACAGGUUGGCUGUGAGAUCACCUGCCCAGAAAACAGCCACUAUGAGGUCUGUGGCCCACCCUGCCCAGCCAGCUGUCCGUCCCCUGCACCCCUUACGACGCCAGCCGUAUGUGAGGGCCCCUGUGUGGAGGGCUGCCAGUGCGACGCGGGUUUCGUGUUAAGUGCUGACCGCUGUGUUCCCCUCAACAACGGCUGCGGCUGCUGGGCCAAUGGCACCUACCACGAGGCGGGCAGUGAGUUUUGGGCUGAUGGCACCUGCUCCCAGUGGUGUCGCUGCGGGCCUGGGGGUGGCUCGCUGGUCUGCACACCUGCCAGCUGUGGGCUGGGUGAAGUGUGUGGCCUCCUGCCAUCCGGCCAGCACGGCUGCCAGCCCGUCAGCACAGCUGAGUGCCAGGCGUGGGGUGACCCCCAUUACGUCACUCUGGAUGGGCACCGAUUCGAUUUCCAAGGCACCUGCGAGUACCUGCUGAGUGCACCCUGCCACGGACCACCCUUGGGGGCUGAGAACUUCACUGUCACUGUAGCCAAUGAGCACCGGGGCAGCCAGGCUGUCAGCUACACCCGCAGUGUCACCCUGCAAAUCUACAACCACAGCCUGACACUGAGUGCCCGCUGGCCCCGGAAGCUACAGGUCGACGGCGUGUUCGUGGCUCUGCCUUUCCAGCUGGACUCGCUCCUGCACGCACACCUGAGCGGCGCCGACGUGGUGGUGACCACAACCUCAGGGCUCUCGCUGGCUUUCGAUGGGGACAGCUUCGUGCGCCUGCGCGUGCCGGCGGCGUACGCGGCCUCUCUCUGUGGCUUAUGCGGGAACUACAACCAGGACCCCGCAGACGACCUCAAGGCUGUGGGCGGGAAGCCCGCUGGAUGGCAGGUGGGCGGGGCCCAGGGCUGCGGGGAAUGUGUGUCCAAGCCAUGCCCGUCGCCGUGCACCCCAGAGCAGCAGGAGUCCUUCGGCGGCCCGGACGCCUGCGGCGUGAUCUCCGCCACCGACGGCCCGCUGGCACCCUGCCACGGCCUUGUGCCGCCCGCGCAGUACUUCCAGGGCUGCUUGCUGGACGCCUGCCAAGUUCAGGGCCAUCCUGGAGGCCUCUGUCCUGCAGUGGCUACCUACGUGGCAGCCUGUCAGGCCGCUGGGGCCCAGCUCGGCGAGUGGAGGCGGCCGGACUUCUGUCCCUUGCAGUGCCCUGCCCACAGCCACUAUGAGCUCUGCGGUGACUCCUGCCCUGUGAGCUGCCCGAGCCUCUCAGCACCCGAGGGCUGUGAGUCGGCCUGCCGUGAAGGCUGUGUCUGCGAUGCUGGCUUCGUACUCAGUGGUGACACCUGCGUACCCGUGGGCCAGUGUGGCUGCCUCCAUGAUGGCCGCUACUACCCACUGGGCGAGGUCUUCUACCCGGGCCCUGAGUGUGAGCGGCGCUGUGAGUGUGGGCCAGGUGGCCAUGUCACCUGCCAGGAGGGCGCAGCCUGUGGGCCCCAUGAGGAGUGCCGGUUAGAGGAUGGUGUCCAGGCCUGUCAUGCCACAGGCUGUGGCCGCUGCCUGGCCAACGGGGGCAUCCACUACAUCACCCUUGAUGGCCGUGUCUACGACCUGCAUGGCUCCUGCUCCUAUGUCUUGGCCCAAGUCUGCCACCCAAAGCCUGGGGACGAGGACUUUUCCAUCGUGCUUGAGAAGAAUGCAGCUGGAGAUCUCCAACGCCUCCUGGUUACUGUGGCUGGCCAGGUUGUGAGCCUAGCUCAGGGGCAGCAGGUCACCGUGGACGGCGAGGCUGUGGCCCUGCCUGUGGCUGUGGGCCGCGUGCGGGUGACCGCCGAGGGCCGAAACAUGGUUCUGCAGACGACCAAGGGGCUGCGGCUUCUCUUUGAUGGCGAUGCCCACCUCCUCAUGUCCAUCCCCAGCCCCUUCCGUGGACGGCUCUGUGGCCUCUGUGGGAACUUCAAUGGCAACUGGAGUGACGACUUUGUCCUGCCCAAUGGCUCAGCAGCGUCCAGUGUGGAGACCUUCGGGGCUGCAUGGCGGGCGCCCGGCUCCUCCAAGGGCUGUGGCGAGGGCUGCGGGCCCCAAGGCUGCCCAGUGUGCUUGGCAGAGGAGACUGCACCCUAUGAGAGCAACGAGGCCUGCGGGCAGCUCCGGAACCCCCAGGGCCCCUUCGCGACCUGCCAGGCGGUGCUGAGUCCCUCUGAGUACUUCCGCCAAUGCGUAUACGACCUGUGCGCGCAAAAGGGUGACAAAGCCUUCCUGUGCCGCAGCCUGGCAGCCUACACGGCGGCCUGUCAGGCAGCUGGCGUGGCCGUGAAGCCCUGGAGGACAGACAGCUUCUGCCCGCUCCAUUGCCCCGCCCACAGCCACUACUCCAUCUGCACUCGCACCUGCCAGGGAUCCUGUGCGGCUCUCUCCGGCCUCACGGGCUGCACCACCCGCUGUUUUGAGGGCUGUGAGUGCGACGACCGCUUCCUGCUUUCCCAGGGUGUCUGCAUCCCUGUCCAAGAUUGUGGCUGCACCCAUAAUGGCCGAUACUUGCCGGUAAACUCCUCCCUGCUGACCUCAGACUGCAGCGAGCGCUGUUCCUGUUCCUCAAGCUCUGGCCUGACAUGCCAGGCAGCUGGCUGCCCACCAGGCCGUGUAUGUGAGGUCAAGGCUGAAGCCCGGAACUGCUGGGCCACCCGUGGUCUCUGUGUCCUGUCUGUGGGUGCCAACCUCACCACCUUUGAUGGGGCCCGUGGUGCCACCACCUCUCCUGGUGUCUAUGAGCUCUCUUCCCGCUGCCCAGGACUACAGAAUACCAUCCCCUGGUACCGUGUAGUUGCCGAAGUCCAGAUCUGCCAUGGCAAAACGGAGGCUGUGGGCCAGGUCCACAUCUUCUUCCAGGAUGGGAUGGUGACGUUGACUCCAAACAAGGGUGUGUGGGUGAAUGGUCUCCGAGUGGAUCUCCCAGCUGAGAAGUUAGCAUCUGUGUCCGUGAGUCGUACACCUGAUGGCUCCCUGCUAGUCCGCCAGAAGGCAGGGGUCCAGGUGUGGCUUGGAGCCAAUGGGAAGGUGGCUGUGAUUGUCAGCAAUGACCAUGCUGGGAAACUGUGUGGGGCCUGUGGAAACUUUGACGGGGACCAGACCAAUGAUUGGCAUGACUCCCAGGAGAAGCCAGCGAUGGAGAAAUGGAGAGCGCAGGACUUCUCCCCAUGUUAUGGCUGAUCAGUCAUCCACCAGGAACGAAGAUUUCCUGAAGAAGACCUGGUCCCUCUGGAGGUUGCAGUGGCUGAAGGAUGCAUCAUGUGCUCCUACCCUGCUCUACCGCUUUUCUGGGUCACAGAGGCCAAAUGUGAGAGCAUUGAAUAAAUAUCUUAAGCUAAGCUGCA